This is a messenger RNA of Argiope bruennichi, 1209 nucleotides long. Its product is annotated as mucin-2-like. The transcript is spliced from 6 exons. The record is from RefSeq and is a predicted model, not a curated record. The coding region runs from base 1 to 1152 and encodes 383 amino acids. Lineage: Eukaryota; Metazoa; Arthropoda; Arachnida; Araneae; Araneidae.
AUGAGCGAAAGCUUUUGUGACAAAGAAAUUUGCUCUGAAACAGAUGGUUUGAAGAUAUACAUGUCAAAGCAAGAAGCAACUACGACUACCGAAAUACCAUCCACAACCACAACGGAAGCUCCAACAACAACAACCGAAAAACCCACUACAACAACUACAGAAAAACCUACAACAACAACAACAGAAAAGCCAACGACAACGGAAAAACCUACGACGACGACAACAGAGAAACCUACGACAACAACAGAGAAACCUACGACAACAACAGAGAAACCUACGACAACAACAGAGAAACCUACGACAACAACAGAGAAACCUACAACAACGACAACAGAGAAACCUACAACAACGACAACAGAGGAACCUACGACAACGACAACAGGGAAACCUACGACAACGACAACAGAGAAACCUACGACGACAACAACCGAAAAACCUACCACGACAACAACAGAAAAACCCACGACAACAACGGAAAAGCCUACGACUACCACAACCGAGAAACCGACAACUACUACAGAAAAACCCACAACGACGACAAAAGAGCCUACUACCACUACCAUGGAACCUACUACGAAAGAAGCAACAACAAAAGAAGCAACAACUGCCGAAAAGACAACGGCUACCGCAACAGAACCAAAAACACUGACUAUAACCAUGCCAAAUAUACCAUCGACAUUUACAAUACCUACAAUUAUACCAACUAUUCCACCCAGAAAUGUUGAAAUCCAAUGUGACUCUACUUUGCCAAUCAUGAUGGGUCUAGUACCGAAAGAAUAUUUUUUCGAUGGACAACCGAUGACAGAAAUUAUUUGCAUCCCUUAUGGAGCACUACAGAAUCCAUUCGAAGGAAAUCCUUACACGCUUGAUUUCUUUGGUGAAACAACAGGACAAUGCAAACAAGAUCAUGGAGUAACUGGAAUGCGGCUGACAGUGAGGGAGCAAAAGCUUGAUGGAUUCAUUUUGACGUGCAAGCCAUUGAAAAACAGCGCCAUUGAUAAAAAUAUAUACGAGAAUCCAGCGACUCCAAAAAAUGCUCUCUGCGAAAAAGGUGACGUCAUUGCUGGCCUCAAAGUCCAAUUGGAGAAACCUCAGCAUCUCCGCACAUUGAUUUGUCAAAAGAUAAAAUCAGCCUCAAAUGGCCUUGGUUAAUUCAUGUGAGAUUGAUUCAAGAAUUACACUGUUAAAAUUGAUCUAAUACACUUGGUU